AUGAUACAUAACAAUCAACAACAACAAGGAGAAGAUUAUAUCAACAAGAUACCAACUAUACUACUUUUAAAUAUAAUCAACCAUGUGACUGAUAAUGUAGAUUUGGUUUGUCUAUUGUUUAGUUGUAAAAGAUUAUUUAACCUAACUGUCAAUAAUGAACAGUAUAGGAACAAUCUAUCAUUUAAAAAGAUUAAAUAUAUAUUCCCAAUAGAAGCAACAGAUAACAACAACAAUGUAUUUUACUCUUUAUUUUGUUAUCAUCUAAAGUCUUUUCAAAGUCUAUUUGAUAAUGCAAUCAAAGACACAAUGAUCAUAUCAAACAAGGAGAGUUAUGAUAAUCACGACGAACACGAUCUUUUAAACAUCACAAGAGUAAUCGUAUUGGAUCAGCUUACAAGUAGUGAGCAACUAUCAACUCUAAAGUUACCUCUAUCAGUCACUUCAUUGGAUCUAUGUGUUGAAAUGAACGAACCAUUACCAAUCGACUUUCUACCACCAAAUAUCAAACAUUUGGACAUAUAUGGGGUGAUGGGUGGUGGAUCAGAGGAGAAUAAGAGUGUAUUACCAGAUUCACUAAAGUCACUCAAUUUAACACUUACAAGUCAAGAAAAGAUAGAUGUCAAUCUUUUGCCAGAGGGUCUUGAAAAGCUUGACCUUUAUUGCACCCACUUUCAACUGUCGACUCGUCAAAUCGGACUUGACAGACUAACCUCUCUCACUUGGCUAUCAUCCUAUUGUCUAGUGGAGGAGGAGGAGGAGGAGAAGAAGAAGGAUAAUGGUACAGCUGUAGUUUAUUGUACUCUACCAAGUAGUUUGGAAUAUUUGGAUAUCGAACUAUCAAGUAUACAGUCACCUACCUACUUUCAACUACUCACUCGGUUGGUACAUCUCGAUUUGUCAUUGACCAAUUUUGGAGAGUUUGAUUCAUUGUAUCUAGACUCUCUCGUGUCACUAGAGACACUAAAAUUGUUUGUGACAAGUGUCAAUAUUGACGCAUCACAGAUUCGUCUGCCUCCAAAUCUAUUAGAGUUUAUUCAAACCGAUUCACAACUACCCAUUAGUAAUCUAUCAACUGGAUUCUUUCCACCAUCAUUGACAUCACUCAAUAUUGUAUUGGAUGAAAAUGAUUUCAACAGUUUACGGCUACCACAGAAAUUAAAAUCAUUUAUAGUACUUUCAUUAUCAAGUAUUAUACCAGGUGAUUUCAUCCCUACAAGUGUCACCAAACUUGAAAUCCACAGUGGUUUAGACAAUCCAUCUAUCAAUGGACUGAUACCAAACAGCGUCGAAUCACUAUGGUUGGAAGGUAAUUUCGAUAUGUCACUAUUAAUCAACCAUAAUAUACCAAGCUCAAACUCUAUAAAGAAAUUAGUAUUAGAAAGAGUCAAGCAUGAAUCAUCCAAAAAUUGUAAUAAUAUUAAUAAUAAUAAUAAUAAUAAUAAUAAUAAUAAUAAUAAUAAUAAUGAUCAACCUCCAAUAAUCAAACUACCAAAUAAUUUAGAAGAGUUUACAUGGAUACAUGAAGAAGAAGAAGAAGAAGAAGAUAAACAUCCAUCUUUCGAAUUUAUAUAUCCUCCAACAUUAAAAUACAUUGAUUAUAGUAGACUGGAACCACCACUAUACAAACUACAAACAAUUCCAAAAUCAGUCCAAGAAUUUAAAUAUCUAGUUUCUAAAACCAAAACUAUUGGUGAUUUUGAAGACACUGAAGUUCAUUCAAUUGGUAUUGAUGAGGGGUUUAUAUUCCCGUCGACACUCAAAACUCUAGCUGUAAAAGUCAACAACCAAGGCCAAUUUUGGAUAUUUAAAAUAGACCAUAUAAUCAAUCAAACAAAUAUAGAACAACUAGUUAUAUUUGGAGUUGGUGUAGAUAUCAAUUUCCAAGUUGAUAUUCGUCGGUUGGAUCCAGAAAAUAGAAAUGUAUUAAUAAUUGGUAAAUCACUUUAUGGUGGAAUCAUUCAACAACAACAACAAAUAGAUCAACACGCAACUGAUGGAUAUCAACAAUAUAGACCAAUCUAUCUUUAUUUUGAACCAGUAAUGCAAAGUGAACAACAAAGAGAAGAAGAUUAUAUCAACAAAAUACCAACUAUACUAUUAUUCAAUAUAAUCAAUCAUGUUGAUGAUAAUGUAGAUUUGGUGUGUCUGUUGUUGACUUGUAAAAGAUUAUUCAACUUUACUUCUGCUACUGCUGUCAAUAAUAAUAAUAAUAAUAAUCUAUCAUUUAAACAUAUUGAAUAUAUAUAUACAAAAGAAUCAGAACCAUCAACUGAUGAAAACAACAACAAUGUAUUUUAUGCUCAGAAAUGUUAUCAUCUUGGUUCAUUCAAGAGAAUGUUUACAAAUACAUUUUCAGAUACACUAAUCAUCAAUGUAACAGAAACAAGUAAUCAAAAGAUAAAGAGUAAUGGUGAUAAUGAUGUGGAUGAUGAUGAUAACAUUAAAAAGGUAUUGGUAUUAGGGGAAUGGGAUGAACUAUCAGAAUCAUCAACAACAUUACCAAUACUACCUCGAUCGACUACUUCAUUGGACAUUUAUCCAAGAGUCUAUGACCCUUUACCAACCAAUUAUUUACCACCUCGUCUCAAACACUUGACCAUACACUAUAAUGGAGUAAUAGGCAGUAGUAGCCUUCUUGUCUUUCCAGAUUCAUUAAAGUCGUUGUCCUUAAAAACAUCAAUGACCGAGGUCGAAUUAAAUGACAAAAAGACAGUCUGCUUGUUGCCAGUUGGUCUUGAAAGACUUUACUUUUUCUCCAAAUCUAAACUAGAACCAAGUCGUAUUGGACUGGACAAACUCACAUCUCUCAAUUGGUUAAAGUCAUACUCUCUAUCCACCGAAGAAAUAGGUACACUUCCAAAGAGCUUGGUACAACUAGACUUUUAUUUAGAUCAUAUACCAUCACCCACCUACUUUAAUCAACUAUUAAAUCUCACUAGAGACAUUGGUACUCCAUUUUCAAUAAUUGGUAAAUCACUUUUUGGUGGUAUCAUUCACAGUCAACAUAUGAAAGAUGGUCAAUAUAGACAAAUUUAUCUUUAUUUUAAAUCAACUGGUAAUACACCUCCAAAACUAUAUUUCGAUCUACCUCUUCUUCUAAACUAA
Molecule: messenger RNA, 3105 nt
Organism: Cavenderia fasciculata
Lineage: Eukaryota; Evosea; Eumycetozoa; Acytosteliales; Cavenderiaceae
Exons: 3
Coding region: 1-3105 (1034 amino acids)
Source: RefSeq, a predicted model, not a curated record